GGAGCCUAGCGGCUCUCCCCGCGUCCAAGAUGGCGGCAGAAGCAGCUGGUGGGAAAUACAGAAGCACAGUCAGCAAAAGCAAAGACCCCUCGGGGCUGCUCAUCUCUGUGAUCAGCAGCACUCACUGAGAAAGGCGUCUUGUUUCCUGGACUUUGGGAUGUAAGGCCUUGGAGUCCGGAGACUCCUGUGAUGAGUUGCAGAUUGUGUUUUCACACUCUGGAUACUUUCAACCACCUGUGCGUGGCCACAGCCACAAAUACAAGAAUCUGCAGUGAGCUGGACUCUGUCUACUAGUGACGAUGUCGAAGACAGGGAAAAUGAGAAGGGUCGCCUUGAAGAAGCCUACGAAAAAUGUGACCGUGACCUGGAUGAAUUGAUUGUGCAGCACUACACAGAAUUGACGACAGCCAUUCGCACAUACCAGAGCAUCACAGAGCGCAUCACUAACUCCCGAAAUAAAAUAAAGCAGGCUCUGCAGCUCAAAGGAACGUAUUGGAAAGCGUUGAGGGGAGCCUCUCAGAAUUUCAGACCUUAGAAUGGCAACUGAAAAAACCCGGGGAAAGAAAGCACAGGCAAUACAAGUUUGAAGGUAAAAGAGAACCUGCUUUCAUGCAAGAUGCUGCUGCACUGCAAACGGGAUGAGCUUCGGAAACUAUGGAUUGAAGGAAUUGAGCAUAAGCAUGUCCUGAACUUGCUGGAUGAAAUUGAGAAUAUCAAGCAAGUGCCUCAAAAACUGGAACAGUGCAUGGCCAGCAAGCACUAUCUCAGUGCCACUGACAUGCUGGUGUCAGCAGUUGAGUCUUUGGAGGGCCCCUUGCUCCAGGUGGAAGGACUGAGUGACCUUCGACUAGAGCUUCACAGCAAGAAGAUGAACCUCCAUUUGGUUCUCAUAGAUGAACUACACCGGCACCUGUACAUCAAAUCGACUAGCCGAGUUGUGCAGCGUAACAAGGAAAAGGGGAAAAUGAGCUCCCUUGUGAAAGAUGCUUCUGUUCCUCUGAUUGAUGUUACAAACCUCCCUACUCCUCGAAAAUUCCUUGAUACCUCUCAGUAUUCUACUGCUGGAAGCUCAAGUGUGAGGGAGAUAAACCUGCAGGACAUCAAGGAAGAUUUAGAAUUGGAUCCAGAGGAAAACAGCACCCUUUUUAUGGGUAUCCUCAUUAAGGGUCUGGCCAAACUGAAGAAGAUCCCAGAGACAGUUAAGGCAAUCAUAGAGCGCUUGGAGCAGGAGCUGAAGCAAAUUGUGAAGAGGUCUACAACCCAAGUGGCGGACAGUGGCUAUCAGCGGGGGGAGAGCCUUACUGUGGAGAACCAACCAAGGUUGCUUCUAGAACUGCUGGAGUUACUGUUUGACAAGUUUAAUGCUGUAGCCACUGCACACUCUGUUGUCCUGGGAUACCUGCAGGACACUGUAGUGACUCCACUGACUCAGCAGGAAGAUAUCAAACUGUAUGACAUGGCAGAUGUAUGGGUGAAGAUCCAAGAUGUUCUACAGAUGCUGUUAACUGAGUACUUGGAUAUGAAAAAUACUCGUACGGCUUCUGAACCAUCAGCUCAACUAAGCUAUGCCAGCACUGGACGAGAGUUUGCAGCCUUUUUUGCCAAGAAGAAACCUCAAAGGCCAAAAAAUUCUCUUUUCAAGUUCGAAUCGUCCUCCCAUGCCAUCAGUAUGAGCGCCUAUCUGCGAGAACAGAGAAGGGAACUCUAUAGUCGGAGUGGAGAACUGCAAGGGGGUCCUGAUGACAACUUAAUUGAAGGUGGAGGAACAAAAUUUGUCUGCAAACCUGGAGCCAGAAACAUUACCGUCAUAUUCCACCCAUUACUAAGAUUUAUUCAGGAGAUUGAGCAUGCCCUGGGUCUUGGCCCAGCCAAACAGUGUCCUCUUCGAGAGUUUCUCACCGUGUACAUCAAAAACAUCUUUCUCAAUCAAGUCUUGGCUGAGAUCAACAAGGAGAUUGAAGGAGUCACUAAAACAUCUGACCCUUUGAAGAUUCUGGCUAAUGCAGACACCAUGAAGGUGCUGGGAGUGCAGCGGCCUCUCCUACAGAGCACAAUCAUUGUGGAGAAGACAGUGCAAGACCUCCUGAACCUGAUGCAUGACUUGAGUGCAUAUUCAGAUCAAUUCCUCAACAUGGUGUGCGUGAAGCUCCAGGAGUACAAGGACACCUGCACUGCAGCUUACAGGGGUAUUGUCCAGUCAGAAGAAAAACUUGUUAUCAGUGCAUCCUGGGCAAAAGAUGAUGAUAUCAGCAGACUCUUGAAAUCUCUACCAAACUGGAUGAAUAUGGCUCAACCCAAACAGCUGAGGCCAAAAAGAGAGGAGGAAGAAGAUUUCAUAAGGGCAGCUUUUGGCAAGGAGUCUGAAGUUCUUAUUGGAAACCUGGGUGAUAAAUUAAUCCCUCCACAAGACAUCCUUCGAGACGUCAGUGACCUCAAAGCCUUGGCCAACAUGCAUGAAAGCCUGGAAUGGUUGGCAAGUCGAACAAAGUCAGCUUUCUCCAAUCUUUCUACAUCCCAGAUGCUUUCUCCUGCUCAAGACAGCCACACGAACACGGAUCUCCCCCCAGUGUCAGAGCAGAUCAUGCAGACUCUCAGUGAACUUGCCAAAUCGUUCCAGGAUAUGGCUGACCGCUGCUUGCUGGUCUUACAUCUGGAAGUGAGGGUUCACUGUUUCCACUAUCUCAUCCCUCUUGCAAAGGAGGGGAACUAUGCCAUUGUGGCUAAUGUGGAAAGUAUGGAUUAUGACCCCCUGGUGGUCAAGCUCAACAAAGAUAUCAGCGCCAUUGAAGAGGCCAUGAGUGCCAGCCUUCAGCAGCACAAGUUCCAGUAUAUCUUUGAAGGCCUGGGCCACCUGAUCUCCUGCAUCCUCAUUAAUGGUGCCCAGUACUUCAGGCGCAUCAGUGAGUCUGGCAUCAAGAAAAUGUGUAGGAACAUUUUUGUUCUUCAGCAGAAUUUGACCAACAUCACCAUGUCACGGGAGGCAGACCUGGACUUCGCAAGGCAGUACUACGAGAUGCUUUACAACACAGCUGACGAGCUCCUGAACCUGGUGGUGGACCAGGGUGUGAAGUACACGGAGCUGGAGUACAUCCAUGCCCUGACCCUGCUGCACCGCAGCCAGACAGGGGUGGGGGAACUGACCACCCAGAACAUGAGGCUGCAGCGGCUCAAAGAGAUCAUCUGCGAGCAGGCUGCCAUCAAGCAAGCCACCAAGGACAAGAAGAUAACUACCGUUUAGCAGAGCCUACUUCGGUUGGUAGCUGGGGUCCCCUCAGUCACACUCACUUUUUCCCUUGGUAUGUUAUUGGUAUAUUCUGAGCUUAGUUUUCUCUACACUGUUGCUUUAGUGGAGAGGAGGUAUAAGGAUUUUUUCUCUCUAGUUUGACUUUUCAUAUAAAUGCUAAAGGAAGGCAACAGUACUGACUGUUUUGGUUGAACAACUACUUUAAUGCAGUCAAGUCUAACGGGACUAGGGUGGGAUAGGGAGGAAGGUGGUAUCAAAUUGCUGGACUCUGAAAAACGAGUGGAUGGAUUACUAAUAUUUCAUUUAUUACUCUCUCUCUAUAUAUAUAUAUAUAAAAUUCCAGCCUUGGAAAGUAGACUGCUACCUAAGUUUUGGUCCCUUCCUAAAACCAUUGAGUAGGGUUCUAUUACAUAAACAGUAGGAUUUUUUCCUCUCCUGACCUUAUCCAUUUACAGUUCAAUGAAAUAAGUGUCUGUGCAUUGCUGUCUGUCUCUAUUGGCAAAGUCAAAUAAAUGGCUUCUCAGCUGCUGUUUACAACAAACUUCCCUAACAAAACAGAACCUCUAAUUUAGGGCUGGGAAUCGAAGUCUUUUGGUUCCAGUCCCUGGGACAGUUUUGUAUGCUAUAUCUUGUACACAGGUUGUAGGUUGGUUUAUUGCCAUUUUGUUUUAUUUCUGCUAUAUAAAAACCAAGAGCCAUACAAUUAGACAAAUAUGGAGGAAUGAAAGGCAAUUCAACCAUCUGCUUGAUUUCCAACCCCCGCCCCCGCCCGCCGCCCUAAUUUUGGAGAGAAUAAUGGUUAGAGAACAUUUCAUCUCACUUGAAACAUCCUUUGGGAGUAAAUUAUUCUUAGGUGCUCACUUGGUCUGAGCUCAGCUGAAUGCAGGGAAGAUGGGACAGAGUAACAUUUCUCCUCUGUGUGGCCUCCAGCUGGGCCUGUCCCUGGAUUGUCCUCUCCCCCGCAUUGUGGGCAUUUACCGUGUUCCUGGCACACUGGACCUCACCAUGUCCCCAGUCCUCUUGCUGGACAUGGUUCAUAGGUCACAGAAGGCAGCAAAGCACUGACUGGGCCACAUCUUGAAAACUCGUGGAAAGAGGAGGAGGAGGGACUUUGACCACACACAGUGAUGCCUCACACCCUGAAGGUGGGGGAUUUUAUACCUGUUUGUACAACUUUGGUCUUGAUGGGAAAUGGAAUAUUAAAAAGUGUUUUGAGAAGCUUAAA
This is a messenger RNA of Macaca mulatta (Rhesus monkey), 4469 nucleotides long. NCBI's taxonomy places the organism in Eukaryota, Metazoa, Chordata, Mammalia, Primates, Cercopithecidae. The record is from RefSeq and is a predicted model, not a curated record.